AUGGCAUCUGUGACAGAUCGGCUGCAGCUACAAUCCCGUGUGGAGGAGCUGGAGCGUUGGGUUUAUGGACCAGGCGGGGCACGUGGCUUGCGGAAGGUGGCUGAUGGUCAGUUUAAGGCUUUGGGGAACAUCGCCAGCAAGAGGAAGAGGGUGACGAUUCUGUACAAAAAGAUUGAAGACUUGAUCAAAUACCUGGAUCCUGAGUACAUUGACCGCAGUGCCACCAUACCUGGUGCUUCUAAGCUGCAAUUCAUCCUGUCCCAGGUUGCCUUCCUCAUGCCUGCGAAAGCUGGAGAUGAGGAGGAACGUAACACAGUUAAAAGACUUGGCAAGUUAGCCAACUUGAGGCGUGUGGAGCACUGGCCGGUUCCAGGAACGCGAGGUCAGGGCAGUCCACCCCAGCAGCACAAGCCUCAGGCUCAGGACCCACUGGCCUCAACCCAGGAGUCAGACCCUGGUGGCAGCUCGGCAAGCUCAGCGAUUCAGGCCCCGCAGCGCACACGCUCCAGGGCCAAUCAGCGCUCGGAGGCGUUCCCAGGCUUCCUCUAUUCCCCGCCCCGUCAGAGGCUCCUAACGGGAGACUACAUGCGCCAGCUUGUGACCUGUGACCUGACACCCGGAAGUGGUUGUCCUGUAGGAAGCGGGCGGCCCUGA
This is a messenger RNA of Chrysochloris asiatica (Cape golden mole), 654 nucleotides long. RefSeq names its product dynactin subunit 3-like. Gene Ontology annotation, cellular component: dynactin complex. The record is from RefSeq and is a predicted model, not a curated record. Gene Ontology annotation, biological process: cytoskeleton-dependent cytokinesis. The transcript is spliced from 3 exons. Lineage: Eukaryota; Metazoa; Chordata; Mammalia; Afrosoricida; Chrysochloridae. The coding region runs from base 1 to 654 and encodes 217 amino acids.